UCGGAAAUCUCAACUUAGCUAAAACCGUUAAAACAAUGGAUGAGUGUAUGCUCAACGAUUUGCUCGAAUGUUCGGUUUGCCUUGAGCGACUGGAUACUUCCAGCAAAGUAUUGCCCUGCCAGCAUACCUUUUGCAAAAAAUGUCUGGAAGAAAUUCUCAGCACUCACAGGGAGCUCAGAUGUCCGGAGUGCAGGGUCCUCGUCGAUGUAAAGAUCGACGACCUCCCACCAAAUGUGCUUUUGAUGCGGAUCUUGGAAGGGAUGCGCAACGCUACCCCCAGGGCCAUUAAGACUUCAGUACGUGGUACUCUGGGUCCCCAAAGAUUGCUCGGAGGUCAUCAGGUCGCUCCGGUUUCAGCCACCGCCAACCAAGUCCCUAUUACGAUCCCGGCCGAGCCUAUGCGCCAAACAAAUUCUGCGGCUAAACAGGUUCACCUGCACAAUCAGCCUUACGGUCGUGCUAUUUAUGAUUAUAUAUCGAAGGUGCCAGGAGAUCUGAGUUUCAAGAAAGGUGACAUAGUGAUUCUGAGUAAGAAGAUUGAUAACAAUUGGUACUUUGGAGAAUGUGGAAAUAGCCAUGGAGUUUUUCCUUUAUCUUAUGUCCAGGUAAUGACACCAUUGCCACCACACGUACCCCAGUGUAAAGCUUUAUAUGACUUCCGGAUGACUAAUGACGAUGAAGAUGGAUGUCUCACUUUUAAUAAGGGUGAAGUUAUCAGUGUAAUAAGAAGAGUCGAUGAAAAUUGGGCUGAAGGCAAACUGCUGGAUCGUAUCGGGAUAUUUCCCCUUGCUUUUGUUGAAUUAAACAGCAUCGCUAGAGCAUUGAUGAAACUCUCUACCAACGCACAACCAGGACCGUCCAGAGUAGCACCCCCAACACCCACUAAUGAAGAAACGACUCCACUUAUCCCAACAGAUCAUUCUCGCAAUGUACAAGCAGCAAGUCAGCCUCGACCGCAAAUACCUUUGGCGUCCACACUGCCAAUGUCAGAUUCUAGUUCAGUUGUUUCAUCUGGCGGCAGUUCGACGACAACAACUCCUAAUACUCCAAACAGUUCAAAUACUUCAAGUAGCUCAAGUACAGCACCUAGUAGCCCAAGUAGUCCUGCAGCAACGUCACCACCUGCUGUCGGAAGUAGACAUAGCAUGAAGCGCCACAGUUUCACUGCCAUGAAUUCUGGCCAUCAUCCACACACUCAUCACAGACAUAGUGCUGAGAUUCUUAGUCCAGCAAUUGAUGCUGCGCUGACCGGUGCAAAUGAACCUUUUACUCCAGUCCAGACAAGCAGUAGCACUGAUCCUGGUGUACGCCAUAAACGUAGUGGCAGCAGUGAUCUGGUACUCGCACAGCCAUCUCAAAGUAUGCUUACGACUCCUGGUGGUAGUCACUUACCAGCGGCAUAUAUAGCUCUCUAUCCUUACAAACCGCAGAAGGCUGACGAGUUGGAAUUGCGUAAAGGUGGAAUUUAUAUGGUAACUGAACGCUGUCAGGAUGGCUGGUUCAAAGGGACGUCAAAUCGAACGCAAAAAUGUGGAGUUUUUCCUGGGAAUUACGUUGCCCCAGCAAAGUCCCAAUUACAGAUACGCAACAUUUGCCGUAAUGCAUCAAGUACAGCUACUCAUCAAAGUAAUCAAUCGACGUCUGUCUCUUCAAGCGGCAAUGAGCCACGACCUUGCAUAACUUAUACUAGAAACAAAGGUCCUGCCCCACAACCCCUCGGUUCCCGUCCUCCGCCACCUGAGCUUCCUCCCAGAACUACAAGCCCUGCAUCUGGUAUAUCUUCAUCGUGGCACAGUCAAGGUGAAACUCAGAAUCAAGGUCAAUCUCAGGCCAAUGAACAACAAUCUUUGGCAGCCAAUCCACUGGGACGGAGUCACAGUGCAGUUAUGUCCUCAAAUCUAGCUUCUCCAGGCAAACAGACAAUGCUACUUUCACCAUUGGGUGAUCUAAACAGAAGUCCUAACAACACACUGCGUUUAGCCAGCACUGUGAGCCCGCCUCCCAAUACUUCCGUGGCAGCUGGUACUGCAAGAAAUAUUGAGAAGAAAGAGAAAAAAGAAAAAGGUGUCUCACUGAUGCGUCGCUUAACUAACAUUAAAAAAUCAAAGUCUCCUCCACCAACGUCGUAUUCAAUGGAUAAUCCAGUGUUUGAUGAUGGAAACACUGUAACUGUUGUAAAUCCCGUCCACAUUAGAUCGGGUUCUUGCCCGAGCCAGCUACUGCAGGUUUGUCCACAGUUGGAUGUAAAUACUCAAAAUACACAUCUUCGUCUCUACACCGGUUCUGGCUCAAGUCACGCAACUGCAUCCCAAAGACUGAAACAUAAGGAGCGGCCCUCCUUACCUGUCACUUUUUUGCAAAGGAGUGGGGAUAAUGGAGUAAGCACAGCUGCCGUAGGAAAUCAUCAUCGUAAGAGUAAUUCAUUGGAUGCUGGUUCCGCAAAGCAAAGUAAACAGCAAACUUCGGUUAGAGAACGAGAUCGUGUGUAUCGAUUUCGUUGCAUCGUCCCGUAUCCUCCGAAUAGUGAGUUUGAAUUGGAACUUCGUGUUGGUGAUAUAAUACAUGUCCUUAAGAAACGUGAUGACGGAUGGUACAAAGGAACUCUACAACGUACAGGUCGAACUGGAUUAUUCCCAGCUAGUUUUGUUGAAGCUUUCUGAGAUUCGACGCAUGUCCGUUUUAUCUUGGAGACAUGUAUAUAGCGUGGCAUUUUUAUCAUUAGCACUUACCAAUAGGUAUGUAUUCUAAAUUGUAAUAUCAUAAUACAGUUUGUAAAUAAGAGCUAAAUAGUCAGUGAAAGUGUUUUCAAUUUUCUCAUCAAGUUUUGGAAUUUGUAUGUGUAUUAUGCUGGCACAUAUUCAUUGCUUCUUGAUAACUCACAAUUAUCUUUCAAUUGGUAAAGCAUGGGGUGGAAAUGAAAUAUUCGUUUUCAUCUCACUGACAGUUCACGUAAAGAUUUUGUAAACAUAAAAUUUUUACUGUAUAUUGACAUUCGUUCUCCAAUGUGUUUUCUUUUUUUAUAUUGGGACCGUGCGUACUCACUCAUGCACACUAUUAAUGUGCAUGUGAUUCUGCAAAUAGAAACGUUCUUGAAUAAGUAGGAACAAACGCCUCGCGAAACAUAUGUAUGUGAAUACUGAUGUAAGCUUGAUUUUUGUACUCGCGUCACUAUACACAAUCCGCACAGCUAAUUGUGUGAUACUUAGAUGCUUAGCCAUUGAAAGCAAACUGGUCAAGUUGAAAAAUACGAAUGCUGACAUUUACAUCGUUUGCAAUAUUUCACAUAUAUUUAAAUAAUUUUAUACAAACGUGGCGCACGGUAUACUUAAGAAAAUAAGUAUUUCAUUUGAAAGUUUAUAAGAUUGCACGUAAAAAUGUUUUCUACUAUUCUUACCACUACGAUAUGAUUGUACAUAAAUUAGCAGAAUAUUUAGAUAACAUUUAAAUGAAGCUACGUGAUAUAUUCAGCAUGCUAUCACCCACAGUUGACAUUAAAUGCUGCUGGUGAUGUUAUAUCAACGAUUUUAAACGUAUAUUAAAUUAGUUUGAGCAUGCUGAAUCUUACCUGAAAUUCAUACUGCCAUCAAUGUAAUUUACUGUGUAAUGAGUAAUGUUUACAAGAGUAAAUUUAACUUCUUUCUAGAAAGCUGAUUUUAAGUUCGAAUUCAUUCAGUCGAGUCAUUUUGGUUUGAAUUAUUCAAUAUGUCUCACCUAGUACAAGAAUUGUGCUCAUACAUAUACGAGUGAGUUUUUUUUAUCAAAUCAGUUCAGUUCUUCCUUGGAAAUAAGCGACUUUAUAACAAUAAUAAAUGUUGAACUAUGUCAUAAAAAUUAUUUGUAGUAAAAGAUGUGGGAGAAAAUUCUUUUGGAUUACUGAAAAAGUAUUUGUACCAAAUCUGAAAUUUUUUCGACCAAAUUCUUCCAGAUGGCGUGAAGUUUUUGUAAUUACAUAUACGUUGUACAAAGUUAAACCCAAGGUGAUUUUUAAGACUGUGAAAUACCCCGAGACAUUUUCAAGUACUAAACGCACUAUAAUAUCGUGGAAUCAGAAUCGCACAGUGCUCUUUACGUAUGUAAUUUUUUGUAUAUUUGAGGUAACACAAUAUUUUUAAGUACGUACGAAAAAAAACACAGUACUGUCAUAAUACUGAUCGGCAAUUGAUUUUUGAUUGUUAUAAACGCGAAAUGUUUCAAGCCAGUGCCUGGUGAACACAUGAUCUGGCAUCAGUAUACUUUGAUGCAUUUAUAAUUGUAUGAUAAAGCAUAAAUACUUAUAUUAUCCACUCUCUACGUCGUCACUAGAAUUACUGUAACGACCUUGUCAAUAGUAAUAAAACCCAUUGCUACCAGCCUUAGAUAAUAAUGAGAAUUUACAUGCAAAUUAAAUUCGGUUACGAUCUCGAUUAACCUUUACAUUGCCGGGAUUUGAAAAGCUCUAUUCCCCUUAGAAAGUCUUAAAAUGUUGUGGCUGUAUCUUAAAUCUAACAUAUAUGAAGUUCCCAUCACAGGCAGAAACUAUAUUUUGACUUUCCGGUGGUCUAAAGAUUAAUAGAGCUCGCAUCAGAAUUUAAUUUGCCUAAUGAUAGAGAUUAGGGAGUUGAUACUGUUUUAGUUUAGAAAAAUGAAAUGCAUGUCAAUCACGGUUUUUUCAACGGAUUCAGUAUCUAGAAAUUUCCUUUUGUUAUGAAUUUAUUAUAUACUUACAUACUGUAGUACUGCAAUAUCAUAAUUUAAUAGUAAUAAUAAUAAUGAUAAUCAUAAUAAUCGAGCCCUACUCUGUGAUGAGAACUUUGUCUAUAAUGACACAAUCAACAAUACAAAUGACUCACAAUCGAUACAUAUUUUUCUUGUCGCGCAAUUAUUUUGACGCAUAAUUAUAUAUACAAUUCCACCCGCAGAUUACACUAAAAUUCGAAAACAUGGAUUUACAGUACUCGUAAACAGCAAAAAAUAUUUUCAUUGAAACGUCAUUUCUAAUAUUACAUAAUAAACAAGUCCGAGUAUUCCUUGACCUCUAAUCAAUAGAAUUUGAUCAAUUUAUUCUAUUUAUGAAACAUGUAUGUCAAGUAGCACUGUGAUUGAAAAUAAUUUGAACGUGUAGAACAGUUGGCCAAUGUUAAAGUCUUUCUCUAAUUUUCACUCGUACAUUAUUUGAUAUCAAUUAAAACUGAAACUCCGUCGUUUCCCAAUAUCCGUCAACUGUGAAUAAUUUUUAUUCAUAGUUAUAAAGUCAUUGAAUCCACCGAGUAUACUGUACAGGGGUCAACGAUACUGACUAGUUAAAGAGCAAAUGUCUCAUCACACAGAAUGUAAUGAUGUAGUGUAUAAAUGUAUACAUAUUUAACUCAUUAAGAAUCUUAUCUAUGUGUAUCCAUAUUAAAGCAACAUAGAUAUAUUCAAAUUGCAACUAUUUCAAGUACAAUUUUUGUAUACAUCAAUCGCUGUCUAAAUUUAGUUUGAACUAAAAUCACACUCGGGUAUUCAGAUUCAGAAGCACAGUCAUUCGUUUUCUUCCAUUUUCUUGAAUAUAGUUUUGCAUGAUUCAAGUGAGAGCUUUCAAGUUUUGAAAUAUUACGUCACAAAGCGCACAAAUGUAUUGUAGUGUUUUAAAUCUGUACCAACAAUACAAAUCGAAAACAGAUAGCAUUGUGUACAGCUAUUUGUUGAUUCUGGGGUAUGAGUCGUACAUGCGAAUGUGAAGAUAUAAAUGUAAAUGAAAACGUGGCAACCCGUUACAGAACUGAACGUUUAUUUUAUAUCACUGGCAAAGGUUGGUGUAUUAACCUUUAGACCUUCACUUGCCCAGUAUACUGGCCAAGCUAUAGUCCAAUAAUAUAAAUCUGGGUUAUUUGAAUAUACAUUAAAAUCACCGGUGAUCGAAAGAUUAAAUAAUUAUCGGAUUAGUCAUGGGCUGCAUUCAGUUACAAAGUGAGCAUUGAUAGGUGACAUUACGUGUGUAAUACCAAUUUUGAUAAAAAUUAUUCACGUUUAGAUACAAUUUUCUACGUAGCAUUUGUUACAACUUUACUUCCUGUUUUUAGCCUGACUCAAUAUGUAUAACGUAUGUAAAUAUACGUUUCAUACUUUUAUUUCUUCUUGUCUACGUUAUAUGCUGAGAAAAUAUUGCUUUAUUUAUUUGUACUUCAACUGACAAUAGCUGUAAGUAAUUUAUUACGGAAAAAAGUAUAUGUUUAAAAAUUAUGAUAAUUGUAUAAACCAUAGGAUUGUGUCAUGAACACGUAACUGUAGUUCCAAACCUGCAUUAUGUCUGAUACCGCAAUAUUAUGAUACUAAUUUAACAAGUUCGGCACUAUAGUGUUGCCUGGUCUCCAUGACUUACGAUAUACCAGAUCGUUCAAUUUCUGCACAGGAGUGAAUUUUGUUUAACAUGGUAUGAACUAUAUAAUAUUUUAAACGUCAAUUCUAGAUACACGAAAAUUGUUUGCUUUUUAAAUUGCCCCUGUUUUGGUGGGGGAUAAGAUAUUAAGAGUGCAUUAAUUAUCACUGUAUUAUGUUUACAAUGAAUAAUUUCGAGUUUCUGUUGUUAUAAAUUCAAAUAUUUAUAUGACGUGUUUUUAAAUAUGUUGUGUAUUAUCCAUUUACUGAUAAAAGAUCAUGAUACUGAAUUGAACUGGAUGGAGUUUUGCAAGUCUGAACGUCU
Messenger RNA from Neodiprion fabricii, 6661 nucleotides. RefSeq names its product E3 ubiquitin-protein ligase SH3RF3-like (gene POSH). The transcript is spliced from 13 exons. The coding region runs from base 36 to 2660 and encodes 874 amino acids. Gene Ontology annotation, molecular function: protein binding; metal ion binding. Lineage: Eukaryota; Metazoa; Arthropoda; Insecta; Hymenoptera; Diprionidae. The record is from RefSeq and is a predicted model, not a curated record.